UCUUCCACACCCCCCAAAAUCAAGUUUCAUCUAACCUCCACUUCCACUCCACCUUCGUCUUUUUUUGGGUGAAUGACCUCCACCUUUCUCACCUUCCAAACAAAACCAUUCAAACAGAGAAAGAAAGGGCAUAUACAUAUACAUAACCAUAUACAGAGAGAGAUCUACACACAAAAAUUGAAAAGAAAAGAGAUGUGUAGCAGCAAUGGAGUGAUUCCAAGAAGCGACCCUCGCUUCUCUCUCCUCCCAACCAACCCUUCCCUCCCCUCCAUCACCACCACUCGGCCCAACCCUUUUCUCCGCCUUUCCUUCCCCACCACCACCCACCUCCCCAGACCCCAUGUUUCGUUACGGACCCGGGUCGGGUCAUUCACAACCAAGGCCGCCUUCAACGAUGGCGGCUCCGUCGCGUCGCUGCCGGUGAUGGAUACGAUGAGCUUCUACGACCUUCUUGGCAUAUCGGAGACUGGGUCGCUGGUAGAGAUCAAGCAAGCGUAUAAGCAGUUGGCCCGGAAGUACCACCCGGAUGUGUCUCCCCCGGACCGGGUCGAGGAGUACACACAGAGGUUUAUUCGGGUCCAGGAGGCAUAUGAGACGCUGUCGGAUCCGGGUCGGAGGGCUCUGUACGACAGCGACAUGGACAGAGGGCUUCACCUUGCGUUCUCGGCUCGCAGGCGAUACCACAGCGAUGAGCAAAUGGAGGAACGGAGUGAGUGGAAGAACCGGUGGCAGGUCCAAUUGUCAGAGCUGAAGAGAAGAAGCAUGAAUAAGAACGCUCACGGGAAUAUGUCGUGGGGAGCACGGAUGCGGAGGCAAAGAACCGACUCAUCAUCCACCGAAUUAUGAACGAGUACUUAAAUUUUUCCUUGUACAUAGCCUUUAACCUUAUACGUGGGUUUGAUGGGAAAAUACUUGAGUACUGUUUGGUUAGUAUUGCCUUUAUUUUUUCCUGUUUUUUGAUGGGGGUUAGAAUUGCCUUAACUGGCAAGAUCAGUACUUCCAAAAUGUUAAUCCAGCAGUAUUAUUAAGAUUAAAGAUAGUUUAUAUACCUGACCGGGCCAUAUCAACCUCAACUAUGGGGAAGAUCUAUAUUGUACAUGUAGGAUCAAUAACUGUACCUUUUUUUUGUUUUUGUUUUUGUUUUUGUUUUUUGGGUGUAAAAAAAUAUCUUUGCUUUGUUGUUUGAGAUGAAAUUAGUGUUGGCUCGAUGUGAUUCA
This is a messenger RNA of Camellia sinensis, 1217 nucleotides long. RefSeq names its product chaperone protein dnaJ 20, chloroplastic. NCBI's taxonomy places the organism in Eukaryota, Viridiplantae, Streptophyta, Magnoliopsida, Ericales, Theaceae. The record is from RefSeq and is a predicted model, not a curated record. Gene Ontology annotation, cellular component: chloroplast.